This is a messenger RNA of Galeopterus variegatus (Sunda flying lemur), 1964 nucleotides long. RefSeq names its product PET112 homolog (yeast) (gene GATB). Gene Ontology annotation, molecular function: glutaminyl-tRNA synthase (glutamine-hydrolyzing) activity. The transcript is spliced from 13 exons. Gene Ontology annotation, biological process: glutaminyl-tRNAGln biosynthesis via transamidation; mitochondrial translation. The coding region runs from base 32 to 1705 and encodes 557 amino acids. The record is from RefSeq and is a predicted model, not a curated record. NCBI's taxonomy places the organism in Eukaryota, Metazoa, Chordata, Mammalia, Dermoptera, Cynocephalidae.
GCUGAGUCACCUGACCAGGACUCGUGGUGCAAUGGCGGCGCCCAUGCUGCGUUGGGGCAGUCCUGGAAGACGUUGGGCUUUAGCCUGGGGUGAUGGCGGUUUUCGCCAGCGAAGAGGGUCUCCGACUGGGUCUGCGUCCAACCGAGUGAGGGGACAGAGCUCAGGGGCUCAGCAGCUCCUCGACACGGCCCAGAAGCCGAGGAAAGGUAAACACGAAUGGGCAGCUUUGGUAGGUUUGGAAAUUCAUGCCCAGAUUUCGUCCAACUCCAAACUCUUCUCUGGAUCUCAAGUCCGCUUUGCAGCACCUCCAAAUUCUUUGGUUUCUUUUUUUGAUGCAUCUCUACCUGGAACUUUGCCGGUUCUCAACAGGAGGUGUGUAGAGGCGGCGGUGAUGACAGGCCUGGCUCUGAACUGCCACAUAAACAAGAAGUCCUUGUUUGACAGGAAGCACUACUUCUACGCAGACCUCCCUGCAGGCUACCAGAUUACCCAGCAGAGGCUCCCAAUUGCUGUGAAUGGGAGCCUCACAUACAGCAUCUGCACAGGGAAGAAGCAGAGUCAGAUGAUCACCAAGACGGUGAGGAUCAAGCAGAUCCAGUUGGAGCAAGACAGUGGGAAAAGCCUCCAUGACGACCUGAGGUCUCAGACGCUCAUUGAUUUGAACAGGGCGGGAGUUGGCCUUCUGGAAGUGGUCCUGGAGCCCGACAUGUCCUGUGGAGAAGAGGCAGCAACAGCUGUCAGGGAACUGCAAUUGAUACUUCAAGCCCUGGGGACCAGCCAGGCCAAUAUGGCAGAGGGCCAGUUGAGAGUGGAUGCCAAUAUAUCUGUGCAUCACCCUGGGGAGCCAUGGGGCAUUCGAACUGAAGUGAAGAAUCUCAACAGCAUCAAGUUCCUGGCCAAAGCCAUAGACUAUGAAAUUCAGAGGCAAAUCGAUGAACUUGAGAAUGGAGGUGAAAUUCUGAAUGAAACUCGCUCGUUUGAUUACAAGCUGGGGUGCACCAUGCCAAUGAGAGACAAAGAAGGAAAACAGGACUACAGGUUUAUGCCAGAACCCAACCUGCCUCCCCUGCUCCUCUAUGAUGCCACGUCUCUGCCUGCAGGUACAGACUCACAGCAGGUGAUCAAUAUUGACCAGAUUCGGGAGAGGCUUCCUGAGCUCCCCAGAGUGACCCGAGAGAGGCUUAUUCAACAGUAUGGGAUGUUGCCAGAACACGGCUUUGCUUUACUGAAUGAAGUUGGCCUACUGGAGUUCUUCCAAAAUGUGAUAAAAGAAACUAGGGCAGAGCCAAAAAAAGUGACUAGUUGGGUCCUCAACAUUUUUCUGGGCUAUUUAAAGCAACAGAACCUUGCCAUCAGUGAGAGUCCUGUCACACCCUCUGCACUCGCUGAGCUUCUCGACCUGCUGGACAGUAAAGCAAUUUCUUCAUCAGCGGCUAAACAGGUGUUUGAUGAAUUAUGGAAGAAUGAAGGGAAGACCCCAGCGCAGAUUGUUUCAGAGAAGCAGCUUGAGCUGAUGCAGGAUCAAGAGGCACUGGAGCAGCUCUGCUGCGCCGCGAUGGAGCUACAUCCUCAAGUGGUAAUGGAUGUGAAGAAGGGACACCCCAGAGCUAUAAAUAAGCUGAUUGGGAUAGUCCGAAAAAUGACUCUCAACCGAGCAGAUCCAGCUGUGAUAAAGGAGAUACUGGAGAAGAAGCUGUCAUCCUGAGAUGCUUCAGGUCCCUCUGCCUGCAGGAGGACCACGCAGCCCCGACGGGACAGGAGGCUGGGAGAGCGGGCCCUCAAGCCACACUGCGAGGUCGUGUUGCACACGCACCGGCAUCCUCUGAGACAUGCUGUGCCUCCGCAGAAGACCCGCAGCCGCAUGCCCGUUGGCUGCAAUGACAUCAGAGCAGUUCCAUGACAGCUGCGGCGCACUCUACUGUGUAGUAAUUCUAAACUAAAUAAAACGUAUGUUUCAAACGCUA